This is a messenger RNA of Notothenia coriiceps (black rockcod), 515 nucleotides long. Its product is annotated as dolichyl-diphosphooligosaccharide--protein glycosyltransferase subunit STT3B-like. Gene Ontology annotation, biological process: post-translational protein modification. The coding region runs from base 1 to 501 and encodes 166 amino acids. Gene Ontology annotation, molecular function: dolichyl-diphosphooligosaccharide-protein glycotransferase activity. The transcript has 4 exons. Gene Ontology annotation, cellular component: membrane. The record is from RefSeq and is a predicted model, not a curated record. Lineage: Eukaryota; Metazoa; Chordata; Actinopteri; Perciformes; Nototheniidae.
AUGGGUGUGUUUGCACUUCUCCAAGCCUAUGCCUUUCUGCAGUACCUGAAAGACAGGCUGACCCGACAGGAGUUCCAGACGCUCUUCCUCCUUGGAGUGUCUCUUGCCGCCGGCGUGGUCUUCCUCACCGUCAUCUAUCUCACUUACACAGGAUACAUUGCUCCGUGGAGUGGUCGUUUCUAUUCUCUCUGGGACACCGGCUAUGCUAAGAUCCACAUCCCCAUCAUAGCGUCAGUGUCGGAGCACCAGCCCACCACCUGGGUCUCCUUCUUCUUCGACCUCCACAUCCUGGUCUGCACCUUCCCAGCAGGCCUCUGGUUCUGCAUCAAGAACAUCAACGAUGAACGAGUGUUUGGUAGGAGCACUUUAUUAAAAGCUCUACAGUUUAUGAGAACAUGCGCGCUUGGACAUUAUGACAUUUAUUUUCACCUCAGCAUGAAUUGGAAAGACGGGCAAAUAAUUGAGUGGUUUAUCCGCUCAGUAAACAGUAGGCUAAGUUAACAUGCAUGAUUUGU